UAAGAACCUCCCCCAAAAGCUAUGAUGAAUGAUGAAUAUAAAAAUCAAUUUGAAACGUGGGAAUUGACUAAGAGUUUCCAUGGCUUUUCUAUUUUUUUUAAAAAAAAAAUCGGCAAAAACAAAAGGACACAUUAAAUUUCCGGUGCGUCUCAACAAUCAAUCACACACACAAACUCAGACAAAUUAUCAAAGACCAAAGAAAGAAAACACAUGGGUGAUCCAUCGUCCCUUUCCAGCGAGAGCCAAAAACGGCGGAUGACAUAUUUGCUUCACAAAUAUUCUGCACCCAAUCCGGCAGGGACCUGCGUGUUUCGGGUCCCCAAAACGGUGAAGGAGACAAAACCCGAGGCUUAUAUUCCUCAACUCAUCGGGCUCGGGCCGUACCAUCAUUUCCGACCGGAAGUUCAACUCAGGUCAGCUCAAAAGCGUGAUGCCAUCGAAGCGUAUUUAACAACAUUUUACAUAUUCCCCGACAGUCAGAGCAAGUCUUGCAUAACCGGGAGUAGUUCCGACAACCCGUUGGAACCCGUGAUCCGUUCGUCUUACGAUCGGUUUAUCGACCUGGAUGCGGAGACCCUGUCCUGGAUCACGAUGUUGGACGCCGUGGUUUUGAUGCAAUUCAUUGAUAAUUACCUGCAUCCAGAGAAGUACCUGAGCUUAAAGCAAAAAAAGUACCAGGGAGUGUACCCUGACAUUAAGAAAUUGGUUCCGGAUCUGUUCAUGCUGGAGAACCAAAUCCCGAUUGUCCUUAUCAUCCAGGCAUACGAGUCUCUGCACUCUAGAUAUCAUCUUCCCUGGCCUUCUAAAACGGUCGACCAUUUUUCCGAAUUCUGUCGGCAGCAUUCCCCGCUUGAAGUCUGCGACGACGACAAAGGUUGGGUAAAAGAAGCAUUUGACAAGAAAACAGGCCACCUGCUCCACUGUAUGUACCAAAUGAUUAUGAAACAUCAUGUUCCAACUGAUGAUCUUCAUAAACUCCUGUCGGGUACUAGUCCGACAUCUGGUGGCGAACAGAGGAGUUUGCUAAACAGAGUAAUUGGACGUAUAAAGGGAUUUGCUCCGCUGGUUGCAGAUAAAGCGAGGGAGCUAUUUCAUGAUGUGGUGGAGGAAUUCAAUGACGCGGCGAACAAAGCCAAAGAUACCGGAAUCAGGAUUCCUGCAAACAUACAGAAGGUUUCUCAGAUAAUCGGGAAGCUGGAUAAAGCUGUCCAAGCUCAUGAUCAGAACGACGACCACCACUCCAAUUCAUCAGGUGAUAAGCUUGAAAUCCCUUGUGUUUCUCGGCUAUCCGCGAUUCUGGACGUUGAAUUCAAGCUACUUCCCGAUGAGUGUGGCAUCCUGAAUAUCGAGCUGAAGGAAGACGGAAAAGGCUACUUAUUCUACUUGCCACGGAUCAAGUUUGGACCCAAUUCAGAUGUAAUCCUCAGGAAUUUGGUUGCCUAUGAAUCCUUUGUAUCAAAGGAGGAAAAGGGUUCAACCCGGCUCAGGGAUUUUGUUGAUUUAAUGAGCGGCCUUAUAAGGUCAGAAAAAGAUGUGAAGUUGUUGAAGGACGCAAAAAUCAUACAAGCGGACAAGAACAUUCCUGAUUCAGAAAUAGUUGGAACCUUCAGAGGGUUUAUGGACGUUGAGAAAAAGCCUGAUGCUGAAUCUAAGGUUUAUGAAGUUGUCCAGAAGGCAACUAAGAACUACAGCAAUUUGAUGGUGGUCAAGUACGGAAGAAGUUUCAUGAACCAUGUUGCAGCUAUACUGAAACUAUUCAAAGCAAUGAUUCCCCUCUUCAUCUUUCUGUUCCUAGCUUUUCAAUCAUUUUGUGACGUAUAUGACUGCCGCCGAGCCAGGCCAAAUCAUGGAUCUUCAUCAGUGCUCUUAUUACGAAAUUACUCGGAUCAGUCAUUGUUGGAACUGAAUAAUCCUCAUGAUCAGGCUAAAUUUAUUCUGCUGCCCAGGAAAUUGCUUCUUCCUCAGUAAUAUACAACGACACGAUGAAUGAUGGAAUAGGAAAAGAGUGUUUUGAUGUUUUUAUGUCUGUUGAGAAUGUUGACAGAUGGUCAAUCUGGUCUUCAUUGAUGUAUCCUCUUUUUCUUACUUCAAUUUCAGAAACAAUGCGGCCUCAAAUGCGGUCUUCAAUGAUUUGUCCUUCAGUUUUUUUU
Molecule: messenger RNA, 2150 nt
Organism: Oldenlandia corymbosa var. corymbosa
Lineage: Eukaryota; Viridiplantae; Streptophyta; Magnoliopsida; Gentianales; Rubiaceae
Source: the annotation of a GenBank genome assembly